Triticum aestivum (bread wheat) is the source of this 4503-nucleotide messenger RNA. RefSeq names its product light-mediated development protein DET1. Gene Ontology annotation, cellular component: cullin-RING ubiquitin ligase complex; nucleus. Gene Ontology annotation, biological process: protein ubiquitination; positive regulation of proteasomal ubiquitin-dependent protein catabolic process. Bases 155 to 1561 code for a protein of 468 amino acids. Lineage: Eukaryota; Viridiplantae; Streptophyta; Magnoliopsida; Poales; Poaceae. Gene Ontology annotation, molecular function: ubiquitin-like ligase-substrate adaptor activity; ubiquitin protein ligase binding. The record is from RefSeq and is a predicted model, not a curated record. The transcript has 11 exons.
GAUCACCACAAGCAAAAAUCCCCUUCCCAGUUCCCACCCUCUCACAUCCACACCAGCGGAAAAUAGUAGUAAUCCCCGCCGCCCAACCCCCACCCUCCCCGGCGCGUGCGCUUGCGAUGCUUCCGCGCCGGCGUCGGCCACGGGUGGUGCAGUGAUGGUGGGCUUCUUCCGCAGCGGCAACCUUGCCUCAAGGGUGUUCGACCGGCAGUUUCUCUCUCCGCGCCCCGGCGCAACCGUUAAUACUGUCAGACAAUUCUAUGAGAAUUUGGUUCCAAGUUACACUAUAUACGACAUAGAUUGUCCAGACUAUUCAUUUCGCAAGUUCACCGAUGAUGGCAAGUAUCUUGUGGCCUUUAGUCGAAACCACCAAGAUUUGAUUGUGUACCGUCCCAUCUGGUUAACGUUUUCAUGCCACGAAGAAUGUGAUUCUCAUGAUCUUCCGGCCAAUGCAGAGAGAUUUGAGAGUUUCUUUAAGCAGCUCUACUCAAUCUCACUUGCAUCCAGCAAUGAGUACAUUUGUGAGGACUUUUUCCUUUACAUGGAGUGCCAUCAAUAUGGCUUAUUUGCAACGUCAACUGCACGAAGUAAUGAAUCAAGUGUCACUGAGGGUGCAAUUCACGGGGUACCAUCAAUUGAGAAAAUAACUUUCUAUCUUGUAAGGCUAGAAGAUGGUGCAAUACUAGACGAGAAAGCUUUCUGCAAUGAUUUUAUCAAUUUGGCUCAUAGUAUUGGUGCAUACUUGUAUGAGGAUCUGGUUUGCAUUGUCUCUCUUCGAUAUCAAACAAUACAUGUCCUACAAAUCCGAGAUUCAGGCAGCCUUGUUGAGGUACGGAGAAUUGGUGCAUUUUGCCGGGAAGAUGACGAACUAUUUCUUUAUUCACAUGGCCAGGCUGCACAAGGGAGUUCUUUUCUUCCUGGCAUCAAGCAACGGUUGCUAUCAUUUAUUUUCCACAAGACAUGGAAUGAGGAACCUGAUCAGGCUUUGAGGGUCCAGCACCUGAAGAAGAAAUUUUAUUUUCACUUUCAAGACUAUGUGGAUCUUAUCAUAUGGAAGGUACAGUUUUUGGAUCGCCAUCACCUAUUUAUCAAGUUUGGUAGUGUCAAUGGAAGGGUUACUCGAAGCACUGAUCAAAACCUAGCAUUCUUUGCUGUGUACAACAUGGAGACGACAGAGAUUGUGUCACUCUAUCAGAAUUCUUCGGAGGAGCUGUAUUCAUUGUUUGAACAUUAUUAUGAUCAUUUCCAUGCAAAUCCUCAAAAUUCUUUGCAUGAGAAAUUUAUCUCGUCCAAUCCCAAUAGUGUUCAUGCUCUUGAUCAACUCCGCACCAUUAAAAGUAAAGCAAGCAGCCCCUCACAGUUUGUGAAAAAGAUGAUGGCGUCAUUGCCUUACACUUGCCAAUCACAAAGUCCUUCACCAUACUUUGAUCUGUCAAUUUUUCGUUAUGAUGAGAAGCUGUUUUCAGCAAUUGAUCGGCAUAGGCAUUGCACAGAGCAUCCGAUAAAAUUUAUAUCAGUGAGGCAACCAAAUGUCGUCAAAUUUAAGAUAAAACCAGGUCCUUGAAGAACCGCAAAACAGGCUUGGAGCACUCCAAAUGUCCUCUCCACAUCCUUUCUAGCUCCUUGUCUUUUGGGCAAAGUGAGAUCUUUCUCACCCCUUGGAUCAGAGAUGGUCUUGACGAAGGUCGCCCAUGAAGGAUAUCUAUCAUCACAAAGAUAAUAUAGCCCGUGUUGUAGUCAUGACAAUUGAUGGUAUAGUUGCACGGAGGAGCUUGUCACUCACACAACCUUGCAAGCAAUGGAGGCCGCUGCAACAAGUUGAUGUCAUUGUGAGACCCAUGCAUCCCAAAUAAAGAGUGCCAAAUCUAGAGGUCUUGUGAUGCACGUGCUUCAAGAAUGAUGGUGGGCUUCUUACAAUGGCCUUGACAUUGCCUCUGUAGAGCAUAUGGGCAAUUCGUCCAUAGCCAGUGCAUGCAAUCCGGAAAUCCAAGCAUACCUGGUCACCCUCUUGCUUCUGAUAGUGCCAUGAGUCGUGCGGUGUCUUCGGCAGUUCAUUCUCCCAUGUACUUCGGUCCAAACAUCUUGACCACCAUAGUAGCAAAUCUGACCAUGACUCGAGACAUGUGCUUUCGGACAUCCGGAGGUACUUGUCCCACGAAUCCGCGGCCAUGCCAUAGGCAAGCAUCCUCAAUGCAGCCAUGCACUUUUGGUAACCAGAUAAUCCAAUCUUUCAAACGGCAUCCUUCUUCAAGAUGAAGGUAGUCAUCAUAGGCCCGGACACCGUUGUAGAGGUGAUCGAACACAGUUCAGCUCAUCUGGAAUUGACGACGAAAAUAGGACUCAAAUAGCGCGUCGGGGACAAAGUAGUCCACCAGCAUCAUAUGCCCCCCGUGCCCUAUUCCGCUUCAUCACUUGAUGUCCCUUGAUCGAUCUCCGCAUGUUGGGCAUCUUCAAUAACCGCAUGCAUCAUCGUCGUUUCAUCCUUAUAUUCAUUCUCAUCUAACGAGGACGUAUCUAUGAACUCGGCGUAGAAGUACUCUGCGGCCGAAUGCAUAGUGUUUUGCUUCAAAGUAAACAAUAAAAACGUCAAUAAAUUUGGCUAUGGCAUUUGGCCGAACACUUGCCGGGUACCAUGUCCGCCAUGAACGGCAAUGUGCAGGGCAUAGGGUACCUCGGCGGUAGCCGUACCGGGGAUGGAAGGGAGGCAUAGGCAAAGUUGGAGCUGGCGCUCGGGUAGAGCGGCAGAGGUCCGGCAAGGCCUGAACGGCGGAGUGGGUGGUUCAGUGGCGGCGUGGGUCUCGGACUACACGGAUACAAACAAAGGGGAGGGACAGAGUGAGAAAAGCGGGGCUUCGGGUGGUUUUUUGUGUGGGCCAUGGGUGUCAGACGCCUACCCGGUGGCUGUCCGGGUGUUCGCAAACCUCCCCAGCUUGCUUCCGUUUUGUGAGAAUUUGGACGUACAGACCGGUCCGCGGACAUUUGAUGCACGGCGUUGGAUGGCACAAAGUGUCCAGUCUGCGCUGGACGUUUACGGGCGUUUUGAUGCACGGUGUUCGAGAUGUCCGUAUCUCUUUAAUUCAAGCAGCACUUGUCCCUCGCUGUCAGGGAGGCUAGCGGUAGCACCCCCACCUCCCAUCUGCUGCUGCCAGUUUUUGAAUUGGUGGAGGGAAGUUCAAUGGGGAAACGUACAGGGUAGGAAAAAAAAAUCUGAGCGGUGGGUUCCUGUACAGAAAAAAAUCUGAGCGGUGGGUCCCCAAUGGGUGCUAAAUGUUGGAACAAAUUUGGUUUCCUUGGACCCUCCUUGCUUUUUUUUCUUAGACCCGCCUCAUGCUGCUUAGACUGUUUAUUUUACUCUAAGCACCUCCUCUAAGCACCUUGCAUUGUACAGGGUCUAACCUGACCAAUGAACGGUUUUGAGCUCCCACAGCGUAGUGAUGUAAUCAUGAAGGCAACAUGACCACAUCAGAGCAAGCCAAAACGUAAGAAAUCUCACCUGACUUUAAGGGUGCAACUGGGGCGGGCCUUUCUGCUAGGCCGUUAGCCCGCCCCACAAAUAAGUCCGGCUAAUUCUCCCAUGGGAUGCGACCGGGUGGGAAUCCCGCGGCACCCCAGCAGACGCGGCUGCGUGCGAGUUCGUCCAUGUCUGGGCGCCGGAUCUGACCACGGAGUGAGGUCUCCAAGAACGACGGCAACAGGACGCUGUUGUGUAGAGCAGAGCAGUACGCUCCCGGGCGAUGGACGUGCGGUUCCGAGACGCAUUGACGAAGCGGGUGUUGUCAUCUUCGAGGGCAAUGGACGCGUGGAUUCGAAUGGCUUGAUGAGCUGGUUGGUGUCGAGCUUCAGCAGCUGAUGGACAUUGUACUGUCUGUCAGGCUUCGGCUGCUGCCAAUGAAGCCGGCGGCAGGGUGAGUGCGGGAAAAAGUGAAAGAGAGAGCGAGGAAUAAAACAGAGAUGGCAUGUGGGCCCAAAUGAUCAGGGAGAGGAGUGAGUAAUCCCGGUUGGGAACCGGGAUCGCCCGUAACCCGGUGCAACAAACAGGUCUGGGGUGAACAUCGGCUGGGAUUGAUAAAAAUAGGGUGUUGAUUUCAAGGAUUUCGAGGUAAGGGUUCGAUUCAGGGGGUGUUUGGUUCCAGAGAUUUUUUUGUGUUGGGACUAGAAAAAGUCCCUAGUAAACCAAACAGGGUGGGACUUUUUUGGGACUUUUUGCUAAAAGUCUUUAGAAGCACCUCCUUAAGAGUCUUUUUCAAAAAGUCGUAGGGACUAGAAAAAGUCCUAGGACUAGAGAACCAAACACCACCUCAGACUUCGGGUAUAAAUUCAAGGUUUAUUUCAGACUUAUCUCAUUACUUCGGGUACAAAUUCAAGGUUUAUUUCAGACUUCUCUCGUUACGUAAUCCACCGCACCCGCCCCGCUUGCAUCUUGACCUGACUUGAUAUCACUUUCGGGACACUGGAGGGAAAUUAUUUGUACAUUUGCUUUUCUAAGUCUUAUUUUGUUUUAGUAGC